AAAAAAAAUUCGAGAACGUGUUUUAUAACAAGCCCACUUGUGCAAAUCAAGAAGCACUUGAACCCCACAAGUAAAAACGCUCUCCCUCUCUCAUCCUCUCUCUGUUUAUAUCAACCUUUGUGGGGAGAAUUCAGAAAAGAGAGUAAAACAGAGAUAAGAAAAUCUCUGGAGAUUAAAGAAAUUAAGAGAGAAGACAAAAGAAAUCGUAAGAAUGGUGGUGGAGGAAGAUAGAAGCAUGGAGGAAGGACUUAUUCGCCAAAGGCAUCAAAACGACAGAGAUGAUCGUCGUAUCACCGCGUGUGUUAUCCUCAGCACUUUUGUCACUGUUUGUAGCUCCUUCAGCUUUGGCUGUGCUAGUGGUUAUACUUCAGGCUCUGAGACUGCGAUCAGGAAAGAGUUAGACCUUUCUCUUGCAGAGUUUUCGGCGUUUGGGUCCUUCCUGAAUUUGGGAGCUGCAUUGGGGGCCUUUUGCAGCGGUCAACUGGCAGUCACCAUCGGCAGAAGACGCACGUUGUGGGCCUGCGAUUUGUUCUGCAUUUUUGGUUGGCUCUCCAUUGCUUUCGCAAAGGAUGUCUUGUGGCUGGACGCAGGAAGAAUUUCCUUGGGCAUAGGAGUUGGCUUGAUUAGCUACGUGGUCCCUGUCUAUAUUGCGGAAAUCACUCCAAAACAUGUUCGUGGUGCAUUUACUUCUUCAAACCAGCUUUUUCAAAACUGUGGAAUGUCCAUUAUUUAUUUUUUUGGGACUAUAAUUAAUUGGCGAGUUCUGGCUAUUAUAGGUGCUGUUCCAUGUCUCGUUCAAGUGGUCGGAAUAUACUUUAUACCGGAAUCUCCAAGAUGGCUGGCUAAAAUCGGCUCAGGUAAAGAAGUUGAAAAUUCGUUGCAUCAACUUAGAGGAAGAGAUGCUGAUGUUUCAGGCGAAGCAGCUGAAAUUCAGGUUAUGACAAAAAUGCUCGAAGAAGAUUCAAAGUCGAAUUUCUGUGACAUGUUUCAGAAAAAGUAUAGACGAACUCUUGUGGUUGGAAUUGGUUUAAUGUUGAUACAACAAUUAUCUGGAGCUGCUGGAAUCACAUAUUAUUCGAAUGCCAUAUUUAGAAAAGCUGGCUUUUCAGAGACACUCGGAUCAAUGAUAUUUGGUGUGUUCGUUAUCCCAAAAGCCUUGAUGGCUGUAAUUUUUGUGGACAAAUGGGGAAGACGGCCACUCCUAUUGGCUUCAGCUGCUGGAAUGUCAAUCGGAUCCUUGGCUAUUGGGGGUUGCUUUACGUUACAGGGAAUGAAUAUUCUUCCUGAACUGACUCCAGUGUUGGUCUUCAUAUUCAUACUGGUCUACUUUGGAUGUUUUGCCAUCGGUGUAGGAGGGCUACCCUGGGUCAUUAUGUCUGAGAUUUUUCCAAUAAAUAUUAAAGUUUCAGCAGGGACAAUAGUGGCGUUAACCUCAUGGACCAGUGGGUGGUUCGUUAGUUACGCUUUCAACUUUAUGUUCGAAUGGAGCGCACAAGGAACAUUUUACAUAUUUGGGGUUGUCGGAGGAGCAUCAUUGACUUUUAUUUGGUUUCUCGUGCCGGAAACCAAAGGACAGUCACUGGAAGAAUUACAAGCUUCGCUUACGGGGACAACCUAAAUUAAGCACACAUUUAUAUUAUAAUUGUUUGUUAAAAAAAUAUUUAAUGAUCCAAGCGGCUAUGCAAAUGAUAGAUUUAUUUUGUAAUUAUCAUUAGCAUAUUCUUGAUAGUGAUAUUAUACCCUCUCUCUUUUUUUUUAUCCUUUGCUAAACAAAGUCGUAUCCUAGUUGUAAGACAAAUGUGUAUAGAUGUCUUACAAUUAGAAUAUGUCCAGUUGUAUUUUGUGUUAAGGUAUAUGGAUUUUCAAUUCAAAAUUUAUU
Eutrema salsugineum is the source of this 1879-nucleotide messenger RNA. RefSeq names its product sugar transporter ERD6-like 10. Gene Ontology annotation, biological process: transmembrane transport; carbohydrate transport. Gene Ontology annotation, cellular component: membrane. The transcript has 18 exons. Bases 212 to 1618 code for a protein of 468 amino acids. The record is from RefSeq and is a predicted model, not a curated record. Lineage: Eukaryota; Viridiplantae; Streptophyta; Magnoliopsida; Brassicales; Brassicaceae. Gene Ontology annotation, molecular function: sugar transmembrane transporter activity.